Molecule: messenger RNA, 1050 nt
Organism: Humulus lupulus (European hop)
Lineage: Eukaryota; Viridiplantae; Streptophyta; Magnoliopsida; Rosales; Cannabaceae
Exons: 3
Coding region: 1-1050 (349 amino acids)
Source: RefSeq, a predicted model, not a curated record
AUGAAGAGCCAAAGAAGAAUCAGUCAGAAGAAGAAGGUUAGAAGGGAAAUACACAAGGCAAAGAAGAAGAGAAGUCCAAUGAAGAAAAGGUUACUGAAGACCUUAGCAAGGAAGAAGAGGCUUUGCAAGCAUAAUCUGGAUAAGCAGUUUGCAAAGUUUUUAGAGGUGUUCAAGAAGCUACAUAUUAAUAUACAGUUUGCAGAAGCAUUAGAACAGAUGCCCAGCUAUGUGAAGUUCAUGAAGGAGAUUUUGUCUAACAAGAGAAAGAUGGGUGAUUAUGAAACAACAGCGUUAAUAGAAGAGUUGGAUGUGGUAGAAGAGGUAGUAGGGAGAAGAAAGUUAAUUGAAGAUCCUCUUGGAAUCAGUCUUACAGUUGAUAAUGUAGAUGGUGAGCAUAGUGAAGAGGCGUUGAGUUAUUUAAAGUGGAUACAAUCAUAUGAGCCGUGGAGGCAUAAAAAGUUUGAAGAACUGGGCGAGGGAUCGGAAAGACCAUUACCAUCGAUUUUGAAGCCACCUGUGUUAGAACUAAAGGCUUUACCGAAACAUCUACGCUAUGCUUAUCUUGGAGAGAAAGAGACUCUUGUGUUCAUAGUUUCAUCAUUUCUUUCAGAAGUAGAGGAGGAGAGGUUGUUGAGGGUGUUAAGGGCCCAUAAAAUUUCUAUAUGGUGGACUCUUGCUGAUAUAAGAGGAAUAAGCCCAUUGACAGUUAUGCAUAGAAUUCUUAUGGAAGAUGAUGCUAGACCGACUAUUGAUGCUCAACGAAGACUUAGUCUGACAAUGAAAGAAGUGGUGAGGAAAGAGAUCUUGAAAUGGUUAGAUGGUGGAGUGAUUUACCCUAUUUCUAAUAGUGCUUGGGUAAGUCCAGUACAAGUAGUACCUAAAAAGGGUGGCAUGACCGUGGUGAAGAAUGAGAGUAAUGAAUUGAUUUCAACAAGGAUUGUGACAGGUUGGAGGAUAUGUAUAGAUUACCAAAAGUUGAAUAAGGCAACUAGGAAAGAUCAUGAGUACAAUCUGAUGGGUUGGCGGGGCAUAACUUCUAUUUUUUUCUAG